This is a messenger RNA of Gilbertella persicaria, 654 nucleotides long. RefSeq lists its product as uncharacterized. The transcript has 2 exons. Lineage: Eukaryota; Fungi; Mucoromycota; Mucoromycetes; Mucorales; Choanephoraceae. The record is from RefSeq and is a predicted model, not a curated record. Bases 1 to 654 code for a protein of 217 amino acids.
AUGAAGACAGCCAUUCUUGCUUAUCUUGGUCUGGCUGCUAUCCAAACAGUAUGUGCUGCUCAUGAUUUCUCUGUUUAUAUCGUCCCUCCACCCCUUCCUGAGCGUCAGAAUUACUUUGCAGAGCGGGAUCAGCACGUAAUAAAUCCUUGGGGUGUAUGUGCUAAUACUGCUUCUCCUGUUAUUGUCUAUACCAAUAACUAUAUGGAUGGUAUGCCUGCACACAUUGUUGUUACAGAUACUGGCAUGUCUAUACCAUGUGUUUAUCAAGAAAGGAAUGAAGACGGGCAUGAGUAUUACACUUGUGCUGGUGUAGAUGUUACGACCACGACUACUGUGGCCAUAACCACCGCUAUUCCUAACUGCUCAAAUAAAGAAAAAAUAUUUGGAAAGAAAAAGGACAAUGGCUAUAAAGGCGACUGCUGUAAGUCUCAAGCUGAUUGUUGGGAGGAAUGUAUUAACGGUAAAUGCAAUGGGCCCACUAAAGCAACAACAACAACAGCAACAACAAUAAAAAAGACUGCAACUUCUAGAAAACCUACUGCUACUUGCAUAAGUGAUUACAAAGACAAGAAAAAAGGUAAUGGCCCUAAGAAUGCAUGUUGCCCCACCCAAUGGGACUGCAAAGAAGAUUGCAUUAACGGAAAAUGUAACUAA